Molecule: messenger RNA, 1189 nt
Organism: Gossypium arboreum
Lineage: Eukaryota; Viridiplantae; Streptophyta; Magnoliopsida; Malvales; Malvaceae
Product: protein STRICTOSIDINE SYNTHASE-LIKE 12-like
Exons: 3
Coding region: 5-1024 (339 amino acids)
Biological process (GO): biosynthetic process
Molecular function (GO): strictosidine synthase activity
Source: RefSeq, a predicted model, not a curated record
AUAUAUGUCAAAUUACAUUUGUUUGAAAAUGGCAACAAACUUCAUGUUCUUGAGAAUCAAAACCAAAAUCACUUUGGUAAUCCUCUUUUGUUUUCUUUCACCUAUUGUUUCAGCAAUUUCCUUCACCAAGAUUCGAUUGCCGAAAAAUGCGACCGGUCCCGAGGCACUUGCAUUUGAGUUGACAGUCCCACGGUUCUUUACUGGUAUAGCCGACGGUAGAAUUCUGAAAUAUCUAGGCCCAACCAUUGGCUUUGAAGAGUUUGGAUUUACCGCUCCUAACAGGCCAAAGUCGGUGUGCGACGGCACGGAAACUGCCAAUCCAAAUCCGGUUUGUGGAAGGCCAUUAGGGAUGGCAUUGCAUCAUCGAACAAAUCAGUUGUAUGUUUGUGAUGCUUUUUUCGGAUUCGGAGUUUUGGGUUGUAGAGGAGGAUUGGUAACUCAACUUUCCACUGCCGCAGAUGGUGAACCUUACCGUUUUUGCAACGGUGUCGAUGUCCAUCAACCUACUGGAAAUGUCUACUUCACUGAUGCCAGCUCCAUUUUUGAUAUAACGCAACUCGACAUAGCAGCAAGUGUUAUGGAUUCGACGGGGAGACUGUUGAAGUACGGUGCCAAAACCAAGCAAGUGACCGUGUUGGUUAGGAAUCUUUCAUUUGCAGCCGGGGUGGCAGUCGAUGAAGAAGAAAAAUUUGUCAUGGUUACUGAGUUCAACGCGAACCGGACUCGAAAGAUUUCACUUCAGGGUGGUGGGUCCGUCAUCGCAACCAUACAGCCAACCCCGGAUAACAUUAAGAGGACGCGAUUAAACAAGUUCUGGAUAGCGGCCUCAAGGGUAGAUCCACGAAUGGAUUCGGGUUUGUUGCCAACUGGAGUAAGGAUCAAUGGAAAUGGCACUGUUUUAGAAACAGUUAAUCUUGAGCGAUGGUAUGGAAAUAAAUCAGUGUCUGAAAUUCAAGAGUUUGGUACUAAGCUUUAUAUAGUAUCAAGAUUAGAGGAUUUCAUUGGUGUCUUAUUAAAGCAUUAAAGUUUAAAAAACUUGAAACUGAAGUUAAUAAUAAAAGGAAGUGGCUACCCCCUCAUGUAAUGCAAUAGUAAUAAGAUCUGGUGUUCGGAUUUUUCAUAUUCGACAUUUACGCAUAUUGUAAACUAUAUCAGUAGUCAAUUAAAAAAAUUAUAAUUUGAUUAUCAA